AAAGUGGACUUUCGAUGAAACGUCCGUUUGGACAUUGAACGAUCAUUAAAAUGUAUCCACAUCCAGCAUUGCACAGUUUUAUGCAGGGAUGCAACAGCAAAAUAUCUGGAAGGAUCCUAAAUCGGACGAUGGACGAGGCCAUGUUCAAGGUAACGGACUGUCGAAACGCGGAUGUUGGGAUUUCACGCCUGUCGACCAAGCAACCGCAGUGUUACGCACCGCACGUGGACGUGACGCGGGCGAGAUGCGGUUACCGUGCGUUCGCCCUUUCAAAAUUGAGAAAUGAAUUGCACGUGGACGACCCAUUAAUCGUUCGAAGAGCAGUUACGACGAUCGCGGACAUCCUUGUAAAUCCCGAAAAAUUGUCCGAGGCGCUGAAACUGCGCAUUCCGGACAGGUUGUCGGAUUUACUGGUGUCGCAAGACUCCUACCUCAGAGAACGAGUCGCAAUGGCGUUCAUUACGAUCGGCGGUAGGUCGGCGGGGAGGGAGGCGAUUUUGAAGAACGCUUCGACUCUUUGCAACUUGUCGAAAGGCCUUGGGGAUCGUUUGGCCGCUGUGCGCAUAAAAAUGGCACUGGCCGUCGAAAUGUUAUCCCGAGCAGCUUGCGCUGCCGAGGAUCUCUGCAGCUACGGAUUCAUAGAGUUGAUCGUGAAUCGACUUACGUUCGAAAGAAAAGCUAUACUGCUCGUGCUCCUUGAUAUCCUGAAAUCGCUACUCGACCGGAAGCUCAAGUCACACGCGAUGGAAAUCGACAUCGUGGAGAAACUGACGAUCCUUCUGCGCCGAAAGGACCAAGAAACUUUAGCAGGAGCACUCUCGUGUCUAGCGAUUCUCUGCCAAGAAUCUGCGCUGAAGCAAGUAGUCAUCGACAAGGACCUUUUUCCUCGUCUGAAGGACAUGCUGGACGAUCAAGUAGAUUCGUAAUCUGCGAUCAUUUUCCAUUUCCCAGCUGAUGGCGAAACACGUUAAAUUACAGAGAGCAGCAGUUCACUCGAAAGCUGCAACCGCCAUUGCCUUCCUGACCACCACGACUCCGGGCAAGUUUCUAGCUUUGAAGCUGCAAAUUAUUGGGAGGCUCCUCGAAUUGGCUGGCAGCCAUCACUGUCGACAAUC
Molecule: messenger RNA, 1115 nt
Organism: Cephus cinctus (wheat stem sawfly)
Lineage: Eukaryota; Metazoa; Arthropoda; Insecta; Hymenoptera; Cephidae
Exons: 6
Coding region: 51-926 (291 amino acids)
Source: RefSeq, a predicted model, not a curated record